Molecule: messenger RNA, 936 nt
Organism: Fraxinus pennsylvanica
Lineage: Eukaryota; Viridiplantae; Streptophyta; Magnoliopsida; Lamiales; Oleaceae
Source: the annotation of a GenBank genome assembly
AUGGGUAUUCAAGAAAUGGAUCCGCUUUCACAGCUGAGUUUGCCCCCGGGUUUUCGAUUUUACCCGACCGAUGAAGAGCUCAUGGUUCAAUAUUUAUGCAGGAAAAUUGCUGGCUACCAUUUUUCUUUACAAAUCAUUGGAGAUAUUGAUUUGUAUAAAUUUGAUCCAUGGGAUCUUCCCAGUAAAGCUAUCUUUGGAGAAAAAGAAUGGUACUUUUUCAGUCCCAGAGACAGAAAAUACCCGAAUGGAUCGAGGCCAAAUAGAGUGGCGGGAAAAGCACCUAAAGGAACCAAAACCAAUUGGAUUAUGCAUGAAUAUAGACUCUCUGAAUCCCCGAAGAAAAAUGGAAGCUCAAGGUUGGAUGAUUGGGUUUUGUGUCGAAUUUACAAGAAGAAUUCAAGUGGACAGAAGCCAACAGAUUCUGGUAUGGUGCAGAGCAAAGAGUAUAGCCAUGGUUCAUCAUCGUCAUCUUCAUCGCAGUACGACGACGUUUUGGAGUCUUUACCAGAUAUUAAUGACCGUUUUUUCUCUCUUACAAGAAUGAAUCCAUUGAGGACAUUUCAACAAGAGGAUCAAAAGGUCAAUCUUCAAAAGUUGGGUUCUGGGAAUUUUGACUGGGCCAAUAUAGCUAAUCUCAACUCGUUGCUUGAACCCUCUCAAGCUCAGCCGAGUCAGACUCACGCACAGGUCAACAACCUUAAGAUUGAGGACAUCCGUGGUCAAAAUGACAUGUAUGCCCCUGCUGUGCCACAGGCUGGCCAUUUUAUCAUUGGGGAUGAUGAAGUAGAGAGCGGACUCAGAACUCAGCGAGUCGACAGUAACUCGGGGUUCUUUCCGCAGAAUGCUAAUGCGUACGCUCAGAGAUUCUCCAACUCGCUCGACCCGUUUGGGAUUCGGCACCCGACCCACACGGGAAAUAUGGGGUUUAGACAGUGA